UCUUUUCCGGCUGAAGACCCACUGGAAUUUGGAGCUUUGAUGUGACGAAAUCUGUAAAAAUGAGAGAGAGGAAUGCUGCAAGAAUGAAGAUUGAAGAAGGACUCACAGGAAACAUAGGACUUCCCCUGAACCUGAUUGAAAAACAUGAGCCCUGGCCGGCCUAUGUCACAUAUACCUCCCCGACAGUGCAAAGGCUCAUUGAGAGAAGCAAAAUGAGAGAAAUGGAAUGCAUGCGAGCUCUUGAGGAAAGCCGCCGGAAGCAGAACAGGCAGCACAAGUUUUCCAGCAUCAUUCAGCUGAAAAGGAGAAAGUCAUCCAAGUCCUCUGGUGACAUUCUGUACAGGGACACACUGUCACAAGCCACGUUAUCAAUGUGGAGCACUUACUCUAUAGCAGCCAUGAGUCCUGCCAUGAUGCCAGAACCCACACAUAUACAAACGGAAGCCAGAGAAGGUCCCACUGCAAACUAUAAUAAGAUCAUCUUCUCCCAAAAGCCCAAGAAGAGGACACUUCUGUAUAACUCACCAGCAGCCAGCAAGGACAAGCACGGAAGUGUUUAGCAAGGGGUCCCUGCAGCUGUCCCCCAGGAAUGUGCCAGCAAAUAAGCUUCAUUUGCCACAAAUUUCAUUAUGUCCUUUAAAUUUGAACUUUUUCCUCCAUGUUCCUUCCAUACAGAGGCUGGUGGAGGGAAACCAGAUUAGGAUGUGGGCCAUGGGUGUGCCCUCCAGCAUUGUGGUCUGCUGGGGUUGGGCAGUCCCUGCCGUUCUAGUCUCUGCCAUAGAAGCUUAGAAUGUAAAUGUGGCUGAAUCAUCUGAUCCAGGCAGGGGACAGAAACCACACUUUAAUAUAAAGAAUUCUUAACAAGGAAACUGAAGAGAGCAGAAGGAAAACACAAAGGUAUCCACGGAAGUAGCAUCUGCAGGGAGCAGUUAUCACCCCUAAGGCUGUGGGUGGUGGGGUCAAGGGGAAGACAUUGGCUCAUUAAAAGUUAAGACGCUUGGAGACAGGACCUGUGGGCUGAAUCUCAGACUUCCGAGGUGGGGGAGUGGGGACGCCUCUCAGUUGGAGCUGGUGUCUCUGAGCUGCAAGGGAGUCCCUGUGGAGAUGGCAUCCCCACCUCUGAGCAGAGGGAGCUGUUUGGCUGGUGUCUUUGAGGGGACACCGUGAGGCUGCUUCUGUGAGUGUGAGCAAAACCAAAAACCGGAUUCAUAUUCUUCUGGAAGGAGUUGCCAUUGACUGGGUGAACAAAAAGGGCUGUUAAGGGUUGCGAGUAACUUCCUGGCAGAGAUAGGAAGCCAACAGAAGGUGAACAGAAUGUAGACAGGAAAGGAGCUAGUUCCUCCUUCCUUUUACAGCCUGGCAGAGUCCCGCUGGUGCCCCCUCUGGGCAAAGCUGUUCAUGGUACAAAGCAGCAAUGUGGUUUGCAGAAACUCAAACUCAGCAUCUCCAAGGAUAGGAUGGAUUUUGAAGCCAAGAGAAAAUUAGCUUAAUAACCACCACAGCACAGUUCUGAGAGAGCCCACCUGGCUGUUCCACUUGGCACCUGAACCCAGUAUUGAGAUGUUUUUGCCUUGAGGGACUUAAAAGGGGCAGCGGGGGCCACCAAAUGUCCCCUACUGAGAAAUAGAAGAUUCUUUUCCUCUGUACUUUAAAGUUUGCCUUGUGGAGCAGAAUUGGUGGGGGAGAAGUUCCUGGCUGGACCUCAGCUGUUAUUUGUCAGAGAACAGCUAGCAUUGGUCCACCCAUGCUCUGAGUUGGCUCCAAAGCAAACUAUGCUGAAAUCUUUUCAAUCUUCAAGCAGAUAAACUUUGUCUUUAAAUGCAAGGGGAAUCCAGUUAUGACAAGUCAGCACAGCCAGUCUCAUGUUUGGGGUUUAUCUACUGAGCAUGGCUGACCUAACCUGACUGUGUUUGUAUUUGCAAGACAGUUAAUAACCAUUUGGCUUCCCUUACAGCAUGUGAUGUGCUGAUUGAUAUGAGUGCCAUUUGAAAAAGUUAAGUUUGCCCUACAAUGCAUUUUCUCCAUCCCAGAGAAUUGUGCAGAUGUUUUCAGACACUUAUAGGAGUAGCUUUGGAGAACUUGUCUCUUGCCCUGUGCCUUGGUGUUGAGAUAGCUGCAUGAAUUAGGAACCUGUUUCUGGGUUCCAAACCCAUGGCCCAAAUUAUUAUUAUUAUUUUUUGCAAAAAUAUAGGUGCCUUCCAUGGAUUGUAUUUUGUAUCCCUGGAACAUUUAUAGACAUAGAGGCAGGCAGAAGAGUCUGUGUCUUUAUGGGUGUUUGUGGCCAAGGUAUACAUUUGGGAAGGUGUGGCUUACAGAGCCUCAUUGAGCAUUAGAGUUUAUAGGAAUCUGGGCUUUAAUAAGGGUUUCACAGUUGUUUUUUAAAAAAUUCUGUUUAAUAAGUGUUCACAGUUUUAUAAAUAAAAUUCUAGGCAUUUAAU
Messenger RNA from Nycticebus coucang (slow loris), 2438 nucleotides. It is a transcript of the gene CDRT4, whose product is annotated as CMT1A duplicated region transcript 4. The transcript has 3 exons. Lineage: Eukaryota; Metazoa; Chordata; Mammalia; Primates; Lorisidae. Bases 60 to 560 code for a protein of 166 amino acids. The record is from RefSeq and is a predicted model, not a curated record.